AUGGCUUCACUGACCGGAAAGGUGUUUGCGGUGAUCGGUGCUUCGCAAGGCAUUGGCUUGGGCAUUGCCGAGGUCCUUGCCUCUCGUGGAGCGGCCCUGCUUUUGGGAUCUCGCAACGAUGAGAAGCUCCGAAACGCGACAAAGAAGCUGCGGAGCCAAUAUCCUCAGGCGCAGAUACAGGCUCACACAUUGGACGCUUGCGAUAGAGCUUCGGUUCGCACUUUUCUCCAGCAAGCGCACAAACACUUUGGCCACCUCGAUGGCUGUGCAAAUGUCGCCGGUGUCAUGGGUGCCAACAUGAAUAUUCAGAGUAUUUGGGAGAUGGAAACGGAAGAAUAUGAUUACGUUAUGCGCGGCAACGCGACGGCCAUUUUCAAUUGCCUGGCAGAGCAGCUCCGGCCAGGCGUUUUGCUAGAAAGCAACGAUCCCAAAAUCACCAGUAGCAUCGUUAACAUCUCAAGUAUCACUGCUCUGACGGCAUUCCCCCGAAGCGCUCCCUACAAUGCAAGCAAAAUUGCGGUGGUUGGACUGACGAAGACCGCUGCUCUUGAAGCUGGGCCGAGGAAUAUCAGGGUGAACUGUAUUGCACCGGGUCUCACUAGAACACCCAUGAAUGAAGAUUGGAUGGCGACACGGGAGAAGAAUCCAAAGUCGAUCGAAACGCCCCUUAAACGAGUGGGAUGCCCCGUUGACAUGGGUAACGCUGCAGCCUUUUUGCUUAGUGACGACAGCAGCUUCGUCACCGGGACCACCUUGGUAGCUGAUGCAGGGUGGACUGUAUAG
Molecule: messenger RNA, 783 nt
Organism: Exophiala spinifera
Lineage: Eukaryota; Fungi; Ascomycota; Eurotiomycetes; Chaetothyriales; Herpotrichiellaceae
Exons: 2
Coding region: 1-783 (260 amino acids)
Molecular function (GO): oxidoreductase activity
Source: RefSeq, a predicted model, not a curated record